Chionomys nivalis (European snow vole) is the source of this 2335-nucleotide messenger RNA. It is a transcript of the gene C20H19orf44, whose product is annotated as chromosome 20 C19orf44 homolog. The transcript is spliced from 9 exons. The record is from RefSeq and is a predicted model, not a curated record. Bases 105 to 2009 code for a protein of 634 amino acids. Lineage: Eukaryota; Metazoa; Chordata; Mammalia; Rodentia; Cricetidae.
GUCUCCUGGGGCAACGGCACCCCGGGACCUGUGCUUUGCGGCAAAAGCCAGGCUCUGUCGUUGCGGCCAGGCAAUGCGAGAAGAGGCCGACGCAGCUCCUCAGAAUGGCUUCCACAAGAAGACCCAUUGGGCCUUGCCAUGGUGUAUUUGACUUCAGUGAUAUGUUCUUAGAGGACUCAAGGAUGGAAGGGAUGAGAAACAUUCAAGCCCGAAGUCUUGGCCAAGUGACACUGGGGCAGAACAGAAUCCUAAAGAGACACCAGACGGUGGAUGAAAAAUAUCUGAUGCCCAAAGAGGAGACUACGCCAGGGAGGGGGCCAAGGCUGGGCUCGAGGCCCCCCGCUGUCUCCUCCAAGACCAGAGCCAAUGAGGCCCUCAGGAAGCUGGCCCAGAUUGAAACCAAGAUCCGGAGGCGGAGGCAGGCGCCCACGGCUUUGUCUGACACGGAGUCUGACUCGAAGACCAGCGAGCGGCGAAGUCUGAAGGGGACAGACACAGCGUCUGAUGUUCCUUCUCAGCAUCCACACAGAACUUUCCAGAAACAAGCCUGUAAAAGCCCCACAGCAAAGAGCGACGGGCGAAGAGAGCAAGGUAGCAGGUUUUUGAAAAGGAGAGAGCCGCCCACGGAAGCUAGGUCCCCGGAGCCCAUGGUGGAGAAAGGGAAGAGCGUCCCACCACCUAGACAGAAAGAACCUGCUGGAAAAUGUGAUGCUCCCGACAGUGACGAAGAGGAAAUGAAAAUGUUGCUCAGAAGCUUGACGGAGUCUUCUAGAGAGAAAGAAACAAAUAUGAACCAGGUGCUCACUGGCACCAAAGCCAGCAGGAGCGAUCCUGGAAAGUUGACUUCGCAGGACCCGCCUCCAGCUCAGCCAGAAGUCUUGUCUCUGCUCUCUGUGGACCCGUCCAGCUCAAAGCCUUCUCAUCCCUCAUCUCAGCUAGACGCCCCCUGGACUCUCAAUGCUGGGGACACAGCCUCUUUCACAUCCUCAUCUUCCAACACAAAUGACCUUUCAAAGAUGAGGUGCAUCAAACUGGCUUCCUCCCCCAGCAGGAGUGAGGUGGGGUCUUCAGAGGAGUCAGUCUCAGAAGCUGCUGAUGACAGUCUCCAUGAUUUUAGAAUUAAUAUUUUGUCCAUUGAGGAUCUGGUUCUGGCUGAUGGAGAGAAAUCAGAUGUGGAACAGAAAGGGGAAGGUUCUGGAAAGGAAGGGAUGUCAGGCAGAAGCUCUCCACCCAUGUCACCCGCUCGGCUGGAAGAGCAGAGGGCUACCCGGCACAAGAGCACUGCAUUUCAGGGCGUGGCCACUGUGGUUGCUGAGGAAGAGGGCCUUGCCACUGAAGUCUCGGAGCACCUGGGUGACAGUUCUGCCGAAGCUGUCCAGUCCCCAAGUGUGUCCAGCAUGCCGUCUGUGGAAACUCCCACUGCGCUUGAGGCCAGCCUGGUUUACUCUGAGGAUUUUGAGCAGUACUCUGGCCCCUUGGCCUCAGAAGCGUCACUUGAGCAGACACUGGACACUUCAUCGCAGCUGUCGUCCAGCGGGCAGACAGAUCGUCUUCCCAGACGGUCCCCAAAGACAAAGUGGGGCCAAGGUGUGGCUGGAGCCAUGAAGGAGACAGCCGUGCAGACUCUUGACCCUGCCUUUGCUGGUCAGUGGAGCAGGGCUGGUGGCAUGGCGGCCAUUGGCCCCACCCUCGGAGGGGCCUACGUGGACCCAGCACCCAUCGCCAGUCACGUUGUCAGCGCGGACGCUAUAGAAGCCCUGACGGCCUACAGCCCUGCAGUGCUGGUGCUGAAUGACAUGCUGAAGCAGCAGCUGAGCCUGACACAGCAGUUCUUCGAGGCCAGUCGCCAUCUGCACGCAUCCCUCCUGCAGUCCCUGGAUGGGGAAACAUUUCACUACCACACCCUGGAGGAAACCAGAGAGUACAUUAGGUGUCACAGGCCUGCACCCUUGACCAUGGAGGCUGCCCUUCAGGAGGCAAAGGAGGAGCUUCACUUCAAGUCCCAGUAGCCUCCACUUGACCAGCUUGUGGCUCUGUGGGUACGUCAUGAGGACAGCUGAGGACCUGCCACAGGCACUCAAAGCAGGAUGGAGCCACGAGUCAAUGCAACAGACUGCACAUGCCAGAUGUCUGGAUCAUCCAAGAGGGAAGCAGCUGCCCCUUGGGGAAUAUUCCACGCCAGGGGCUGAGACAGGUCUUCUGAGCACGGUGUCCAACACAGCUGGCAUCCACCUCGGAGCAGCCUGCACAAUGCCCAUGUGCACAUCUCACCCACAGGUGGACAAACUGAUCUUUUACAAAAGGCUUUAUUUGAAGGCAAAACAGUAAAAUCCAC